UGACGACAUUCUAUCCAGAACAAAAUAAAUGUGUUUGGCAACAAUGAAAUUUACAGCUGGUAGCACUGGUUCAGUUUAAGCCUUCAAGUGGUUUUUGCGAAAUGAUGCUUUUGUUUACUUUUCGUUGUACUUUGAUUGUCGGUUUAGUGGUUUGUUGCGUUUAGUUUUAGUGAGAAAGCAUAAGAAUUUGUUCGAAACAAUGAAGUGUUUUGCUAAAUAUUGCACAAAUAAAACAACACCGGGAUUCAAGAACAUCGGGUUCUUUCGAUUUCCAGCGGAUGAAGACCUGCAAGUUGCAUGGAAAAAGUUCUGUGGAGUCCCAGAUCAUUUCGAAAUUACAGCUAGUUGUCGAGUGUGCAGCUUUCACUUUCUGCAGGAGGAUGUAUAUUUUGCUUCCGGCAAAGGAAAAAUUAUGCGGCGACGUACGGCAGUCCCAGUGUAUGAUUGCGUUCCACAGAUCGCCGACUGUACUCUCGGAGAAGAUGACCUGAGCGCGGACGUAUCGAAUGCGAGCAGUACCAUUGAGGAACCUGGUUCGGCAGUUAACACAGAGGUGUCCUUCGAAAAUAUGAUUCCAGUAAAGUGCUCCCCGUAUGACGAACACCAAGCUGUUUGUGCUGGCACAAAGAGGAAAUAUGAGAGUUACUUGAACAAUGUAAACCGGGAAGUAGUCGAAUUAAAGAAGCGCUGCCAUGGUCUUGAAAAAGUUGUCAACCAAAAGGAGCACUUGAUUACACAACAAGCGAAAACUACUGAUCUGGCUCUAAACGCUCUCAAAAGGACAUUUAACUCCGAUCAAGUCGACAUGCUUUUGUACCAGAAAAAACGACCAGGGCAGUGGAGUAAUGAGACUGUGACAGAAAGCCUUAAGACAAAAUUCGUGUGCGGAACGAAGGGUUACGAGCACCAGCGGAGUAAAUAUCCUCUUCCAUCCGAACGCACGUUGCAACGAAAGGUGGAAGAUUUGUCUUUCAACCCAGGAAUUUUGGACGAUGUAGUGGAGCUUUUAAAGCUGAAAGUCAGUACAAUGCCUCCAGAAGAUCUCGACUGUGGGCUCAUUUUUGAUGAGAUGUCCAUUGAAGAAGCGAAGAGUUUUUGUGUGUCUACCAGUCAGUUCUAUGGUGACAUAACCAUCCCUGGUCAAUCUGGACUGGCAACUAAUGCGCUUGUGUUUGUUUUGGUGGGAGUAAGAGCCAGGUGGAAGCAAACCGUCGGUUAUCACUUCACGGGCAACAGUAUCCCGGAUAAUGAUCUGAAAGAAAUCAUCUUCAAAAUUAUUCAGGAAGUGGAGUCAUUUGGAUGUAAGGUGCAUUUUCUCACCUCAGACUGCAGUCCAAAGAAUAAAAAGUUGUGGAACGCUCUGGAUUUGAAAUUCCACAAACAUGUAGUGCUCAAUAGUGAGGCUAUCGAGCACCCAACAGAUUCGUCGAGGAAACUGGAAAUCAUUCCAGACGUAGUCCACGUUUUCAAGUCGGCUGUUCAAGGAUGGAUUAAAAAUGGAGUGCUGUGGCUACCACCGGAUGUGGUGGCAUCUAAUGGGUUCUGUUCGAAUGAAGUCAAUAUUCAACACCUUCACGAUCUCGUACACUACGAACAGCAAAACUUGCUUAAAGUCGCCCAUAAUCUAAAACCGGAGGAUGUAGAAUUUGAAAAGAAAAGGAACAACUUUGAUGUGAUGAAGGUCAUCAAUUCUGAAAAAUUUGUAAACCGUAAUGUUUCGGCCGCACUUCGAUUCUACAGCCAUGCUGCAAACCGACCUGAAGUUCUACCAACCGUAUAUUUCAUAGAAACACUAUCACAAUGGUUUCAACUCUCGAAAAAUAGAUCGAUGAAAAUGGCUUUGAGCAAAGGUGAGCAAAGAUUCUGUAGUACUUUUAAUGAUUCAGUUAAUAUAGAGAAUAAUUUGGCUAGGGGUCAUCCACAAAAUAAGUAAUUUGUUACUAAACAACCAUAGAAGAAUUUCUUGCCUCCUAAAACCCCCACAUGCCAAAUUUGGUUCAAUUUGCUUGAUUAGUUCUAGAGUUAUGCAGAAAUUUGUUUCAUUUGGGAGUCCCCCUCCCCUCUUCGAGAGGGGGAGGGUCUGAAACCAGCAUAGAAAAAUUUCUUGCCUUCUAAAACCCCCACAUACCAGAUUUGUUAGAUUAGUUCUCCCCGGUCACAAACCAUCACAAAAAUCUUCCCUGUCCCAAAAACCUCUGCAUACUAAUUUUUACUAGUUUCCAAGUCUAUAUCUAUAAACUAUGUCUGAGGACGAAAUUACAUUUUCUUAGACUCUUCGUAUGUUUUAGAUUAACUCAUUUUUUUUAUUUAUAUUUUAGCAAAUUCGCAAAAGUAUAAGGAGACGCUGCAGUUCUAUAUUUUUUUCAAAAAAUUCAUUUACGCUGUGGAGGUAGGACAUAAACGGUAUUGGAAACCAUGGCAGGCAUCCAUAAU
This is a messenger RNA of Toxorhynchites rutilus septentrionalis, 2433 nucleotides long. RefSeq lists its product as uncharacterized. The coding region runs from base 200 to 1933 and encodes 577 amino acids. The record is from RefSeq and is a predicted model, not a curated record. NCBI's taxonomy places the organism in Eukaryota, Metazoa, Arthropoda, Insecta, Diptera, Culicidae. The transcript has 3 exons. Gene Ontology annotation, molecular function: sequence-specific DNA binding.